UUGAUUAUUUAUUAAAAAUAUUAUUAUUUUUAUUUAUUUUAUUUAUGAAAGUAUUGUUAUGAAAAUAAAGACAAAAGGUUCUGAGUAAACUAUAUGGAAUUUUGCAUCUAAUCAGCGAAAAAAAAAAACAAUAAAUUGCGUGACUUUGGAGGUACGUGUCCAGGAUGUGAGUGCAUGAGAAAAUUCCCAAGAUUAAAAAUGGAAGGAGGUGGUGUAUUAACUGCUGAACGUAGUCCAGCACGUGCAAAUUUACAUGUUGCAUUUACUGAAAAAGGUGAAGUUAAAGAAAAACGUGAAAAAUUUUUAACAGCUAAAUAUGGAUCACAUCAAAUGUCAUUAAUAAGAAAAAGACUUGCUGUUGAAAUGUGGCUAUUUGAUGAGUUACAAAAACUUUAUGAUUCAGCUAAUGAUAAUGGAAAAAAUCGUGAAGUUGAUGUUGAUAUUGAUAAAUUAUUAGACAUGGAUACUGAUGAUCAUAGACGAGCUCAUCUUCAGGAGCUUUUGGUAGAUGCUAAAAAGCCUCAUGAUGUCAAGAAAUUUAUCAAUGAUUUAUUGGAAAAGGCAAAGACACUUUGAAGUGUAAGUAUUUGCCAUUGGCUCAAUGUACUGAUAAUGAUUACAUCGCAUUAUUUUGCUCAUACAUAAAAUAUGCUUGUGGUUUUUAUCACACUACGUAUAAUUAAUAAUAAUAAUAAUAAAAUUAUGAAUAAUAAAUACACCGUUUGAAAUUAAAAACGAUAUUAAUCCGUGGGUUAGUUUUUUUUUUAAUUUUGUUUUUUGAUUACUUGUUUUUUUUAAUUUUAUGAAACUUGAUGAAUGUGUCAAGUAAUAAAUGCUCAGAGUCAAAUUACAAUGACUGAAAUAAAAAAAUUAAUACAAAAAUAAUACAGAAAUAAUAUUUUUAAUAGUAUUUUCAAAAAAAAAAAAUUAUUUUUUAUUUAAAUAACACGUAGAUUUUUGAUGUUUAAUGAUAGUUUUCAAAAUAAAAUCAAAGAAAAAAAAAAAAGUUAGUUGGGAUCAUAAAAAACCUGGUACUUUAAUGCAGUUAAAAUAAUUUAUGAAAAAAAAAAAUAUUAAAUGUAUAAAAGUGCCAAAGAUAUGUUCUACAUUUUAAAAGGAAAAAAAAAAAAAUAUUUGUAGUUUUGUCUAGUGUCUUUGAAUAAUUAAUAUUAAAUUAAAUUUAUGUCUGAAAAAAAAAUAAUAAUAAAA
Aphidius gifuensis is the source of this 1209-nucleotide messenger RNA. RefSeq names its product protein phosphatase 1 regulatory subunit 14B. Bases 175 to 576 code for a protein of 133 amino acids. Lineage: Eukaryota; Metazoa; Arthropoda; Insecta; Hymenoptera; Braconidae. Gene Ontology annotation, molecular function: protein serine/threonine phosphatase inhibitor activity. The transcript is spliced from 5 exons. Gene Ontology annotation, cellular component: cytoplasm. The record is from RefSeq and is a predicted model, not a curated record. Gene Ontology annotation, biological process: regulation of phosphorylation.